This is a messenger RNA of Lathyrus sativus (Indian pea), 687 nucleotides long. The record is from the annotation of a GenBank genome assembly. Lineage: Eukaryota; Viridiplantae; Streptophyta; Magnoliopsida; Fabales; Fabaceae.
AUGAGUUGCAACGGUUGCCGUGUCCUUAGAAAGGGUUGUAGUGAGUCAUGUAUCUUACGCCCUUGUAUUCAAUGGAUCGAUACCCCUGAAUCACAAGGCUAUGCCACUGUCUUCGUGGCCAAGUUUUUCGGUCGCGCUGACCUUAUGUCUUUCAUUUCUAACGUCCCUCAACCACAAAGACCCGCUUUGUUUCAAUCCUUGUUGUUUGAAGCGUGUGGACGAACGGUUAACCCUGUUAACGGUGCCGUUGGACUUUUAUGGACAGGAAACUGGCACGUGUGUCAAGCGGCAGUUGAAACCGUUCUCCGCGGCGGAACCCUUGGGCCUAUACCUGAGCUUCUAUGUUUAGAUGAUGCAUCUGAAGGGGAAGUCACGUGUAACGACGCGCGGAGGAUCCGAGAUCCGAACUCGAGUUUCCGGCUCGUGAGUUCCGGUGGUAAACGCAAGCGAUUGAGUGAAGCUGCGAAGAUUCAGACUCAGACGACGACUGAUCUUAAUCUCCGGUUGACGCCAUGUUUUCUUCAGAACGCGUUGACCAACGGUUAUCGGAAGGAGGUUCGUCGGCAGGGGACACCGUCGUUGAAUUCGGAGGAAUCAGUGACCACAACGACGACGUGUUUGGAGAGUGGGAACGGAGAUGAGUAUGUUCACGACGGAGACCGGAAAGUUCUUAACCUUUUUGUUUGA